UCGCUCUCUACAUCACUCCCAAACGACGUUACAGCACGACACCAAACCCAAUCAGUAGCCAAUACCAUCGGCAAGCCCAAAAGAUCCUAGGUCUGAAACGCCAAAAUUGCUCAGAUGGAGCCUUCUAGCAACGCCAGGUUGCUUCCGCCCCCGCCCCUUGAUGAACUCUUGAAGGAGAGGAAGCGGCAGACCUUGAGCUCAGAGACGGAGGAUGUGGAGUCAAGGAGGACAGGCAUCGAUGGAGAUGCCAUCACGAGGCGCUUGAUCCUGGAAGACUUCGAUAGCAGCUUCCUGAGGUUCAGCGAAGACACGGCAGGUCCGCACUCAUCCCACUCUCAAGACAAGGAUUACUCCUCCGAUGCUCAAUACCUCACCCCAGAUGACCCCUGGUCAGCCACGCCGAAUUCGACUUCCAGGCGGUCAUCCUCUGCGCUGUCUCACUUCGUCUUGCCUUCGCAGAGUCGCGAACCGACAGAUCUCAGGAGAGCUUAUGCCGAACAGCACACUCUUGAGCGUCAAAGCUCCGCCAAGCAUAUGCCUACAGCUCUGACAUCGUUGCCCGAAGUGGCAUGGAGAGGGUCCGUGGGCAGCGAUCGUCGUGAUACGAUGUCUGCCUCCCAGAAUCUGUCAUCAGAUGCUUCCUCCUCGGGGAACUCUCGAGCUUCUGUCUGGAGCAGAAGGACAAGUCAGAACAGCUACGAGACCCAUGGCAGCAGCCUAGCCGGGGAUCAUUGCGAUCCUCUUCAGACGUCGCAAUCUGCACCUUCAGAUCUCAGCACCUUCGCCAUGGGCAUCACCUCUGAUGACGCUCCACCUCCCAGGAUGUACAAAGCGCCCAUAGUGACGUCCAGUGGCUCUUUGAGCGCGAGAUCAUACUCACAGCCAGGUGGGCGAUACGAUCAUCAUAGGAACCCUUCAUGGGUACGUCGGCCGAUCCCUCAGCAGGACUCUGGCAGUGAUGCGGGGAAGGUCGGUACUCAGAGCGCUAGUCUGCCUUCAACGAUCGAAUCCUCUUUCGACAGUGCACCUCGGCCUGCGCCAAGACGGACGACGAGCCAACGUAGCUCACAGAGCAGCAAAUCUGCUGCUGCACCUCUGCCAGUGCUACCGGCAGGCGCCAUUCCCCCUCGCACCAAGUCGAGACCACGUGUUCAGUCUGAAUCGGCCUCAUCGAGCGGCAGGACGUCCAAAGCCCUGAGCGUUGAGACCAGACCCGCAUCUAAGCCGUCCAGCCCAUCCAGCCCAUCCAUGACGCCUUCUGCCUCUUACGACAGCAGCAUAGAGCGGCUGUCAUCUCCUCUCUCGCAUGGUUCACCGACUUCGCCUAGCACGCAAUCGACCCGUGUUGCCUCUUUGCGGCCCUCUGGUCUGCCGCGGUCCACCUCUUCAGGAAAAGGUAGUCUUCGUGCCGCCAGUAUUCGACUGGCCAGCCAGCGCCUGUCAAGAAAUGGUAGCAAAAGCUCCAUGGCAAGCACCAGCCGAGGCGGAAGUGGCAUGGAAGAGCUCGAAGAAGAGGGCAGCCUACUACCCUACGCCCGCAGUGAAGAUGAUGAGAGCCGUCGCAACUCGGUGGCAAUGUUAGACAUGGACGCAGUCGUUCGAGCACUCAACGACUCGAAAUUGCCAGCCAAUGCUGUCCAGGUGGCAGAAGAUGGAAAUGGGACCAUCGUCGAAGGCCAUGGACGUCAUCCAGAAGAUUUCGAGCAUGAGAUUGACGCUCAUACGACUCACCUUCUCAUCUCACACUGUAAGAGCGCAGAGCAGCUUCCAUUCUUGGAGCGUGCUCUGAGUCUCUGCUCAAACAGCCUUCUGGUUCUCGACAUCUCCAACGCUGGUCUUGAAUCGCUGCCCUCUAGUCUCUCAGAGUGUUCGCAGCUCGAGGAGCUCAAUGUGUCUGGCAACAAGCUCGGCUCUCUUCCGACUUGGCUGGGCGGCCUCUCGAAGCUCCGUGUUCUCGUUGCGGAUGGAGCCGAGCUUGGCUCGAUCCCGUAUGCCAUGCGUCGUCUGACCCUGCUCUCCGUCCUGAGCGUCAGGGGAAACCGCCUUUCCCACAUGCCAAGCUGGCUACACCUGCUGACCGGCCUCGAGCGGCUAUACGUGCAGGAUAACCCUUUCCAGGGUGCAUGGCAGGGGGUCAUUGCAACCUUGCUUCCUGGCCAACUUCCGAUGUCAUCAGCCUGUCAGGAUUUAUCACGCAUGCCAUGGGCAAUCGACGCGCAGGCCCGGGAGGAGUUGCCAGGCUCUCCGUCAGGAAGAGGCCGUCUCACGCCAAUGGGUUCGAGUCUGGCAUCCCCUCGGCAAGUAUCUGAAAGCAACCAGUCUCGCUUCAGCAACGACUCUUCACUUGUCGAAGUCCUCCAGGAUGACUCGAUCUCAAGCACUGGCGGCAAGAGCAGCGGCAAUAGGGCAAGCCCUAGCGGUGAAUUUGCAUCUCGUCGCAGCGCUCCUCGCCGGCCAAAGACGAGCGAGUCAGAUGGGAAGUGGGGGUUCUUUAAGCGGGUCACACGGAAAGGAUCCAACCCGAACAUGCACGAAGGGCUCAGCAUCUCUCAAAGCGAGGCAGGCGCCCAAAGCGAAGAUGAACGCACUGGGUCGGUUCUGCGCUUUAGGAAGUUUUCGUCCUCGUCCUCCAGGCCUGCUAUCUCACCUCUGAUGAAGAAUAUUCCAUUGAGCGAUAGCAUGUCCGGUCAAGAGAGGCCAGGCCUGAGUCAGAGAGGUCUUGUCGCAUCGUUGGAAUCGCCAGCGAAGUCACGUAGUGCGCGUUUGAGCUACCUACCCCUGCAGCAGUCCUCUGCGGCGUCAAAGGAGGGCAGUCAAGCUCUCGCGGAGGAAGAGCCGAUGGAGGAGCUGCGUCGUGUCAGAGCUCUCCUUUGCUAUCUCCGCGAUCUUGAUGAUCUCACUGCCAAGAGUACUACUCAGGCGACGCGUUCCGGAUCGAGCAGCAGUAUGUCGCAUCACAGCGGCAACGGAAGCUUCUCUUCGGGUCCAGGUGGCUCGCUUGCCAUGUCAAGUGUCUUGAGCGGCGACUCCUUCUUCAACGGGUGGGAUUCGCCUUCAGCCCCCAGUAGCGGAGCUUCUUCGCCUGUUCGGAGACAGCUCUCGAACGUGCAGCUGAAUGCUGACGCUCUGCCCAGCGCUGGAGAAAUCAAAGACAACUCUACAAGACGGAGACGGAUCGUCUCCGAAAUCAUCUCUACGGAAGAGUCUUACCUACGUGGUCUCCAGGAGCUUUGUGACAUCUAUGUCAAGCCUGCUCGUGUGCCCGAUCCCAGCAAUGGGCAGCCUGUCUUGACGCCUCAGGACCAUCGCGCUGUCUUUAACAAUGUCGAAGGGCUUCUACAGUUCCAUCAGGGCGCCUUCUUACCCUCUCUUCGUCAUGCUGCCGAUGCUCUUUUCACAUCCGAAGGUACUGAAAUGGACCCCGAGCAAGAUGCGCAGCUUACUGCAAGGGCUGCCGAAGCUGUCGCUGGCGUCUUCUGCAAGCACGCCGCUUUCUUCCGCAUGUACUCAACCUAUGUCAAUGGUUGUGAUGACGCUCAGGCUCGCAUCACUGCCUGGAUGGCUGCCAGCAGUGGUAGCAACCACGGUCUGUCCCUUGUCACAAAGGACACUGCUGGCAAAGACGCCGGAGAGGUAGCCAUGUCGUCCAGUCAGAGAAAGCGAUUCAAAGCCUUCAUGAAGCGCUGCAGAGCCGAUCCCCGACACACACAACUCAACCUGCAGAGCUACACUCUCCUUCCUGUUCAGCGGUUACCCCGCUACGAAAUGCUGCUCAAGGAGCUGGCAAGGAGCACCGAUCCCGCUCGCCUCGCGAACCCUGAUGCGGUCAACAUUGCCCUAGGCCAGAUCAUUACCAUCGCUGCCAGCGUCAACGAGAGCAAGAGGCAGUCGGAACAGGACAAGAAGCUUCUUGCUUGGCAGGGUCGUCUGCGGGGCAAGUGGCCGAUGCCUCUCGUUCAGCCUCACCGCCGCCUCGUACGUGAUGGGGAACUCACGCUACGUAGGGUCGUGCAGAGAACACCCGCUUUUGAUGUCCACAGCCCAGUUGAUGCAGAGGCAGCGCGGAAUGACGGAGCCUUUGGUGGACGUGGCAAGGAGGUCCAGCAAGUCGACUGUCUGAGACAGCAGACCUUCUCUCAGGUCCUCACGCUACUUCUCUGCAACGACAUCUGCGUCACGCUUCGUGAUCCCCGAUCUUCCUCGACCAGCUCAACAUUCACCUCAGUGGAUACUCGCCAAGUGGACCUCUUUGCCAUCCUGAGUCUUCAGCCGAACGGCCCCGACUCUCAAUUGUGUCAGCUGGUGGGCCAGUCGAAGCACCUCCGUGUGGUAGACUCCAAGAGAGUGUACUACUUCUCGGCCGCAACGCCUGCUGAGGCUGCUUCCUGGUGCGAGAGCAUCAACAAUAGUGUGAACCCCUGCUGAGCUUUGAUAGCGGCAAGAGCGCAGAGCACAAUUCGACGCGGCAGGGCCGGUUCCCGCCUUCAUCAUCCAACAUACAUUGAAGGA
Messenger RNA from Microstroma glucosiphilum, 4509 nucleotides. RefSeq lists its product as hypothetical. The record is from RefSeq and is a predicted model, not a curated record. The coding region runs from base 115 to 4425 and encodes 1436 amino acids. Gene Ontology annotation, molecular function: protein binding; guanyl-nucleotide exchange factor activity. The transcript is spliced from 2 exons. NCBI's taxonomy places the organism in Eukaryota, Fungi, Basidiomycota, Exobasidiomycetes, Microstromatales, Microstromataceae.